UCCACCACGACACCCCACAAAGGCCAAAAGGCGAAAGACCUCCGUAGCAUCAACGCUUGUGCAACAACUAGAACAGAGAAAGGAGAGAGAAACGCAGACGCAGAGACCGAGAGGGCAAAAUCUCCACGGUUGCCCUCUCCGCCUCCGAUCUUCCUCCUCCACCGCCACCUUCUGCCGCUGCCGCCCUGGGCGUCUCCGCCAAACCCCAACUACUGCAUUUUCGUGUUUUCUUAUGAUUCUCAUUCACCCUAUUUUUGAAAUUUGAUGCGACGAUCGAAUGCUCGUGCGCCGUCGUCCGAAUCUAAGUCCGAAAAUAUGGAUUCGAUAAGGCUUCCGAUCCGACCCACUUCCGUUCGAUCCAACCUCUUCUCUCGAAACCCCAAGCACUCCUCGCGAUCCAACUUGUUGAUCUUCGCGUCCAUUGCGAUCACAGUCGCGGCGUUCUGUUAUGUGUUCGUGAUCACGAGGGGUCAUCGGAGCUCGAUCAAGAGGCGAUUUGGGAUUGUCAUCGAUGGCGGGAGUACGGGAACCCGAAUUCACGUGUUUGAGUACGGGGUGGACAACGGAGGUCCGGUGUUUGAUUUCGGUAAAGGUGGGUUGGUAUCGAUGAGGGUGAACCCGGGGUUGUCGGCGUACGCGGAGGAUCCGGAGGGUGCGGGCAAGUCACUAGUGGAGCUUCUGGAGUUUGGAAAGGGUAGAGUCCCGAAGGAGCACUGGGGGGAGACACAGGUCAGGCUUAUGGCGACCGCAGGAUUGAGGAUGCUUGAGUUGGGGGUCCAGGAGAGAAUACUGGACUCGUGCAAGCGGGUUUUGAGGUCGUCAGGUUUUAUGUUUCGCGAUAAUUGGGCAUCGGUGAUUACGGGAUCUGAUGAAGGGAUUUAUGCUUGGGCUGUGGCAAACUAUGCCCUUGGCACUCUUGGAGGUGAUCCUCGGCAAACAACUGGUAUUAUUGAACUUGGUGGGGCAUCUGCACAGGUAACCUUUGUUUCAAGUGAACCAAUGCCUCCUGAAUACUCGCAUUCUCUUAGGUUUGGGAAUGUUACUUACAAUCUCUACAGCCACAGCUUGCUCCAUUUUGGGCAGAAUGUUGCAUUUGAAUCAUUGCGGGACUCACUUCGUUCUGGAGACCUAAAAUUGUCUACUGAAUCUCUUCACAAGGUUAUCUCAAUAGAUCCUUGUGCUCCUAAAGGUUAUUCACAUGACCUGGAAUCAUUGAAUCUCUCUCCUGAUUCUUUAGCUGGAAGGAAUGACCAACCUACUAUUCAUGCCAGGGGUAACUUCACGGAAUGCAGAUCUGCUUCAUUGAUGUUGUUGCACAAAGGAAAAGAAAGAUGCUCCUACCAGAACUGCUACUUAGGAUCAACUUUUGUACCCAAGCUUCGUGGAAAUUUUUUAGCCACAGAAAAUUUUUUUUAUACAUCAAAGUUUUUUGGGUUGGCUCCAAGGGCGUCUCUUUCUGAUCUGAUGAUAGCUGGACAACAAUUUUGUGAAGAAGAUUGGUCCAAGUUAAAAAGGAAAUUUCACUCAUUUGAGGAGGAAGAUUUACUGCGUUAUUGCUUCUCAUCAGCAUACAUUGUGGCUCUACUUCAUGACAGCCUUGGAAUUGCCUUAGAUGAAAAAAGGAUUGGCUUUACUAAUCAGGUGGGGGAUAUCCCACUUGACUGGGCAUUGGGAGCAUUCAUUUUACAGAGCACAACUGACUUGGAUGUAGAGCACUCUGGCUGGGUUGCUAACAUUAUCAACGACGAAUCCCCGACGCUGCUCUCCCUAGUUUUCAUUUGUCUCAUUUUGAUGUUCACAGCAUGGUCCAUAUCAAAAUGGAGGAAACCCCAGUUGAAAACAAUAUACGAUCUGGAGAAAGGACGCUAUAUAGUUACACGUAUCAAUAGAAGUAGAUGUGCUCCCUGAGAAGGACCAAGCCCAUAUUCAUGGUUUGCCGAUCAAAUGAGCGAACCAUAACGAUAACAAAGAAACAUACAUUUAAAAUUAUUUUCUACCUUAUUUCCAAAAUUUACCUUUGGAAGGAUAUCAUGUGUGUGGGGGAAUUGGAGAUUUGUAUAUCAUGAGGUUUUGGCAUAGAAUGUAGAAUGAGUCAUUGGGGGUUCAUUAGUGUAAGUAUUAGAUUCCAUUUGUAUUUAGUGAGACAGAAACCUCAUUUUAUAGCUUCAUAUUACCCAAACUAUGAGGUUAGGGUAAACAGGUGCAAAUCAAAGGCUGCAGACAGGAAAGUAGCUUUGGUGCUGGUUGGGGAAAGAGGGGGAAGGAGUGUUGAUGUCCUGAGACAGGAUUCCUUUGCAACUCAUUGUAUGAAAACGCGAGAGUUCUUUCCCAAAGUGAUUUCAUUACUGCUUUCAGCUCUGUAUUAAAGUGAAAUGACAUUUCUUUAAACUCCUGAGAUACCAAAGAAAAGAAAAACUUAGGUGUUACGACGGUAUCUCUUCCGGGCCUUCUGCAUAAGUUGCAUAUGCGGUACAAUUUUGAAUUCCAUAGCGUUCGAAUAUACUAUUUUCUCCAUUAAAAGCA
Malania oleifera is the source of this 2523-nucleotide messenger RNA. Its product is annotated as probable apyrase 6. The transcript has 8 exons. The coding region runs from base 265 to 1908 and encodes 547 amino acids. Gene Ontology annotation, cellular component: membrane. The record is from RefSeq and is a predicted model, not a curated record. Lineage: Eukaryota; Viridiplantae; Streptophyta; Magnoliopsida; Santalales; Ximeniaceae. Gene Ontology annotation, molecular function: nucleoside diphosphate phosphatase activity. Gene Ontology annotation, biological process: nucleoside diphosphate catabolic process.